This is a messenger RNA of Setaria italica (foxtail millet), 2550 nucleotides long. Its product is annotated as cullin-1. Gene Ontology annotation, biological process: protein ubiquitination; ubiquitin-dependent protein catabolic process. The record is from RefSeq and is a predicted model, not a curated record. The annotation marks the transcript as partial. Gene Ontology annotation, cellular component: cullin-RING ubiquitin ligase complex. The transcript is spliced from 17 exons. Gene Ontology annotation, molecular function: ubiquitin protein ligase binding. NCBI's taxonomy places the organism in Eukaryota, Viridiplantae, Streptophyta, Magnoliopsida, Poales, Poaceae.
GCCGACUCCGCCGCGGCGGCCUCUAGGGUUUCCCGUCUCGAUCCGCUUCGAUCCGGUUCUGAUCUAGGGUUUUGGUCCCCUUCUCGCAGGACGAUAUACAACAUGUGCACGCAGAAGCCGCCGCACGACUACUCGCAGCAGCUCUACGACAAGUACCGCGAGUCCUUCGAGGAGUACAUCACCUCCAUGGUACUGCCUUCUCUAAGGGAGAAGCAUGAUGAGUUUAUGUUGAGGGAGCUAGUGCAGAGGUGGUCAAACCAUAAAGUCAUGGUUCGGUGGCUCUCACGUUUCUUUCAUUACCUUGAUCGGUACUUCAUCUCAAGGAGGUCACUCACCCCACUUAAAGAAGUUGGGCUUACUUGCUUCCGAGAGUUGAUUUAUCAAGAGAUUAAAGGACAAGUAAAAGAUGCAGUGAUAGCUCUGAUAGACAAAGAGCGUGAGGGUGAACAGAUUGACAGGGCUUUGUUGAAGAAUGUUUUGGACAUAUUUGUUGAAAUUGGGUUGGGUCAAAUGGAUUGUUACGAGAAUGACUUUGAAGAUUUCUUGCUUAAGGAUACUACGGAGUACUACUCUGUCAAGGCUCAAAGCUGGAUUCUUGAGGACUCCUGUCCAGAUUAUAUGAUCAAGGCUGAGGAGUGUUUGAAGCGGGAGAAGGAGCGAGUUGGUCACUAUUUGCAUAUUAGCAGUGAACAGAAAUUAUUGGAGAAAGUGCAAAAUGAAUUGCUUGCUCAAUAUGCAACUCCGCUGUUGGAGAAGGAGCAUUCUGGAUGUUCUGCUUUGCUUCGUGAUGACAAGGUUGAGGAUCUUUCUAGGAUGUACAGGCUCUUCUCCAAAAUCACCCGUGGCCUGGAGCCUAUUUCUAACAUGUUCAAAACGCAUGUUACAAAUGAGGGUACAGCCUUGGUCAAGCAAGCAGAAGAUUCUGCUAGUAACAAGAAGCCAGAGAAGAAGGAUACGGUUGGCAUGCAGGAACAGGUUUUUGUGUGGAAAAUCAUCGAGUUGCAUGAUAAAUAUGUGGCUUAUGUGACGGAUUGUUUCCAGGGCCAUACACUCUUCCAUAAGGCACUUAAAGAAGCCUUUGAGGUCUUCUGUAACAAGGGUGUCUCUGGCAGUUCGAGUGCUGAAUUGCUGGCUACUUUCUGCGACAAUAUUCUGAAGAAAGGCUGCAGUGAAAAGCUCAGUGAUGAAGCCAUUGAAGAUGCCCUUGAGAAGGUGGUGAGAUUGCUGGCAUACAUUAGUGAUAAAGAUCUUUUUGCCGAGUUCUAUAGGAAGAAACUUGCAAGAAGAUUGCUUUUCGACAAAAGUGCUAAUGAUGAACAUGAGAGAAGCAUCCUGACAAAGCUCAAACAACAGUGUGGGGGCCAGUUUACUUCAAAAAUGGAGGGCAUGGUUACGGACCUUACUGUCGCUAGAGAUCAUCAAACUAAGUUUGAAGAGUUUGUAGCUGGACAUCCGGAGUUGAAUCCUGGAAUAGAUUUGGCUGUUACUGUUUUGACAACAGGAUUCUGGCCAAGCUACAAAACUUUUGAUAUUAACCUUCCUGCUGAGAUGGUCAAAUGUGUGGAGGUUUUCAAGGAGUUCUACCAAACAAGAACAAAGCACAGGAAGCUUACCUGGAUUUAUUCCUUGGGAACCUGUAACAUCAAUGCUAAGUUUGAUUUGAAGCCUAUUGAACUCAUUGUUACGACAUAUCAGGCUGCAUUGCUACUGCUAUUCAAUGGAUCUGACAGGCUUAGUUAUUCUGAGAUUGUAACACAACUAAACCUGUCAGAUGAUGAUGUAGUGCGCUUGCUCCAUUCGCUCUCUUGUGCGAAGUACAAGAUUCUUAACAAAGAACCAGCAAAUAGGUCCAUCUCCCCCAACGAUGUUUUCGAGUUCAAUUCAAAAUUCACUGACAGAAUGAGAAGAAUUAAGAUUCCCCUCCCGCCUGUUGAUGAGAAGAAAAAGGUUGUUGAAGAUGUUGACAAAGACAGGAGGUAUGCAAUUGACGCUUCAAUUGUGCGCAUUAUGAAGAGCCGCAAAGUUAUGGGUCAUCAACAGCUUGUCGCGGAAUGUGUUGAGCAGCUCAGCCGCAUGUUCAAGCCUGACUUCAAAGCGAUCAAGAAGAGGAUUGAGGAUCUCAUCACGAGGGACUACUUGGAGCGCGACAAGGACAAUGCGAACAUGUACAAAUACCUGGCUUGAUUGGUGGUUGUUGGCAAGUCAAAACAAGCUUCCAGACUUGCGCAAUACCACGGGGUGGCAGCUCCUGCAGUGUCGUGGUGCCUCAACAACUUUUGCCAUGAUUUGCAGCACCUUUUGGACAUUUCCGUGCGUGCAGCCUAUCCACCCAGCCACAGCACGGGCUGGCCGCAUUUUGUACAUUCGUCGCCUAAUAGGAUAAUCGUGUUGACAUACACUAGAUAUAUGGUGAUUCGAGGACAGGAGAGGCACUCCGGUACCGUCAACCGUGCCUUUUAUGCCAUGCUUAUACUACCCUUCGUCAGAUAACUGAGAUGAUGCUUGCAAGUGUUUUGCUCUAUGAAAUGGUGGUUACUUAGUUCGGUCUUA